Racocetra persica is the source of this 1079-nucleotide messenger RNA. The record is from the annotation of a GenBank genome assembly. NCBI's taxonomy places the organism in Eukaryota, Fungi, Glomeromycota, Glomeromycetes, Diversisporales, Gigasporaceae.
UUAAGUAUGACUGGGAGGAUCCUCUCUCUCUUGAAUCACAACUGACCGAUGAAGAAAUUGCCAUCAGGAAUUCUGCUCGUCAUUAUAGUCAAGAAAAGUUAUUUCCAAGAAUUUUGGAAGCUUACCGCCAAGAACAUUUUGAUCGUGAAAUUGUUACAGAAAUGGGCGAAUUAGGUUUACUUGGUUCUACUAUUCAAGGAUAUGGUUGUUCAGGUGUUUCUUCGGUAGCAUAUGGACUUAUUGCUCGUGAAGUGGAAAGAGUAGAUAGCGGUUACCGAUCCACAAUGAGUGUGCAAUCAUCACUUGUUAUGCACCCUAUAUACGCUUUUGGUAGUGAAGAACAAAAGCAAAAGUAUUUACCUAGAUUAGCGAAAGGUGAAAUUAUUGGUGCUUUUGGGUUAACAGAACCUAAUUACGGUUCUGAUGUUGGUGGCAUGCAAUCUUAUUCACAAAAAAAAAAUGGUGUCUAUAUAUUAAAUGGAUCGAAAACUUGGAUUACCAACUCUCCAAUAGCGGAUAUAUUGAUUGUUUGGGCAAAGUCCAAAGAAGAUCAUAAAAUACGAGGAUUUAUUUUGGAAAAGGGUAUGGAAGGAUUAUCUACACCAACAAUUAAAGGUAAAUUAUCACUUCGGGCUUCCAUAACUGGAAUGAUCAUGAUGGAUAAUGUAGAAGUUCCUGAAGAAAAUUUACUUCCACAUGCAGAAGCUUCAGAAUUUUGUUUAGCUAAAGCUCGUGAGUAUGCUCUUAAUCGAAACCAAUUUGGUGUUCCAUUGGCAAGGUUUCAAUUAAUUCAAAAGAAAUUUGCCGAUGCACAUACGGAGGCAAGAAGAUUAAAAGAUUUGGGUAAAUUAGCACCUGAAAUGAUUUCACUUGUAAAGCGUAAUUCCUGCGGAAAAGCCUUAGAAAUUGCACGUUCCAUGCGAGACGUUCUAGGAGGUAAUGGAAUAAGCGAUGAAUAUCAUAUAAUUAGACAUGAACAAAAUUUAUGUACAACCAAUACUUAUGAAGGCACACAUGAUAUCCAUUCCCUUAUAUUGGGUAGAGCUAUCACUGGAAUUCAAUCAUUCACAACAUCUUAA